Messenger RNA from Tremella mesenterica DSM 1558, 1149 nucleotides. RefSeq lists its product as uncharacterized. Lineage: Eukaryota; Fungi; Basidiomycota; Tremellomycetes; Tremellales; Tremellaceae. The record is from RefSeq and is a predicted model, not a curated record. Gene Ontology annotation, molecular function: L-malate dehydrogenase (NAD+) activity. Bases 1 to 1008 code for a protein of 335 amino acids. Gene Ontology annotation, biological process: carboxylic acid metabolic process; tricarboxylic acid cycle. Gene Ontology annotation, cellular component: cytoplasm. The transcript has 9 exons.
AUGGUCAAAGCUUGCGUCUGCGGUGCUGCAGGUGGUAUCGGUCAACCUCUAUCUCUUUUGCUCAAAUUGAACCCUCUCGUCACUGAGCUCGCACUGUACGAUGUUGUUAACGCUCUCGGUGUUGCGGCAGAUCUCUCGCACAUUGCAUCCCCAGCUCAAGUUACGGGUUACCUCCCUCCUGACAACGGAGCUGAGAGAGCAUUGGAGGGCUCUGAUAUCGUCAUCAUCCCUGCUGGUGUGCCAAGGAAACCAGGAAUGACCCGAGAUGAUCUUUUCAUCAACGCCGGUAUUUGUGCCACGUUGGCUCAGGCCAUCGCUACUGCUUGCCCCAAGGCAUUCAUUUUGGUCAUCUCCAACCCGGUCAACUCGACUGUCCCAGUGUUCGCCGAAGUCCUCAAGAAAGCUGGUGUGUUUGACCCAAAGAAACUCUUCGGUGUCACCCACCUUGACAUUGUCCGCGCCUCGACGUUCGUCUCUGCCGUCGUUGGCAAACCCGCCGAGGCCUCCGGUUACACUGUACCAGUCAUCGGUGGACAUGCGGGAGUGACCAUUCUUCCUUUGCUAAGCCAGAGCAAACCUGCCAUUCCCUCUGACAUCCUCGCUGACAAGGAAAAGCGAGACGCUUUGGUUUACCGCAUUCAAUUUGGUGGGGAUGAGGUAGUCAAAGCCAAAGAUGGUGCUGGUUCUGCUACGCUUUCCAUGGCUCAAGCUGGCGCCGAGUUUGCCGAAUUCGUCCUUGAAGCCGCCUUUGGUGGUAAGAGUAAGGUCGUCCAGGCUUACGUGUACCUCGGGGCGGACUCUGGUGGUGCUGCAGUGCAAAAGGAGAUUGGGACUGAGCUAGAGUACUUCUCCGUUCCCAUCGAACUCGGUUCUUCGGGUAUCGAAAAGAUCCUCUCCCUUGGGAAGCUGGACGAGUACGAGCAAGGCUUGCUUGGUGCGGCGGUCAAGGAGUUGGGUCCUAGCAUUGAAAAGGGGGCGACUUUCCAGCCCUCUCCUCCCAAGCUCUGAGCGAUUGAUUUAUCUAUGUCAAGAUUAAGAGCAUUGGAGAUGAUCGUAGAAGAAAAGGAUGAACCUAAACCGACGGACAGAUGAAGGUGCUGUGCAUAGAAACAUAGUAUGAGAUGCAACGAGAACCGUCUAGCAUCCUCC